AUGGGUGCAGAUCAGGGCUAUAUCAGGUAAUAUUUUUGAUUAGUGACUGAAUUAAAUAAAUUGAAGGAACUGAAGAAGAAAUAAGUUCAAGAAUUGUUUAGCGCUGUAAUUUUCAGGUUUUCAUAGAGAUUUUUUGAAUCGAAGUUUGGUACGAGGCUGAAUUGGUCCGACGCCCAACACAAAUAUAUUCAACGUAACGAGGUGAUAAGAUUGAAAUGGUUGGUGGGAGGUGGAGAAAGAGACGAGACACACGAUAAUACAGUGGCUGCGACGGACCGGAGGGACCACCUCUCUCCAGGAAAAACGGCGCAGGAAUAGGAAUGGAAAUGGAAAAGGAGGAGGUUCUCCUGGACGCGUCUAUCUAUGCGCAUGCGGUGUGUGUGUGAGUGAGUGAGUGAGCGUUUCUGUGAGUGUUUGUUUGAGCGUUUCACUUGAAAUGCGACGACGGACCUUGUUUUGCGGCAGCCUCCUCACGUUUAGAAGGUCCCUUCGCCCGCCGCCUGUAGGCUGCUGCUGCUGCGGCUGGCGUCUCUCUCUUUAUCUUCUUUUGCCUCGCAGCGCCGCCUGCGGUCAACCUUUUUCUGGUUUUUUGUUGCGCCGUCGCUCCGCCGAGUGGUCCCCACGGCAACUUGCAGCUUGAGGCGAUGGUUCCGAUUCAAAUGGGGACAUUUUUUGGGAUGAAGGAUCAGCUUGAUCAAAAGAUAUUUGCAGGUGUUAGGGAAAGAAGCUGGAAAGAGAGAAAGACUUUAUAUGCUCGAAAAAAGAAAAAAAAGAUCUCCGAGUUUUGAAGUUUAAAUGAUGAUCGAAGUUGACUAGCGAUUAGAAAGUAUUGCAAUUUUCAUCUUCAGAAAAAAAUAUCACUGAGAAAUUAUCAAAAAGGGUUUGAGCAGAUUUGAAUGAAGUUGAAAACUUUCAUACAAAAAUGGAUUACGUGUUAGUUUUUACUGUGAGAUGAAGUAAAGUAUUGAUUGAAGACAUGAAUACUUUUUUUGAAAAUUUUUCUUUUUUUUUCGCUAAAUGGUCCUGACCAUAACUUGUAGCUUGAACGAAUCGUUCUAUGAGAGCGAGGUCGCAGAAAAUUUUACGGUACGUAGUUGCGAUGAUGGUUUACACAUGAGUGAGUCGAGAACCGGCAACCUUGUCCGACAAAAGUUUGAAAAUAUUGGGCUUCGAGAAAGUUUUCAGCCUUUGUAAAUACGAUAACUGUUUUAAAGUUAUUCCUGAGGACUUGAAGGCUCUCAGCAAUUCAAAGUCAUUUGAAAAUAUAUUCAGCAGAUUUUAGAACACCAAAAAAAGGUUCAUGUGUCGUGUACUUUUUUUGGGCCUCACGACAUUCUCAAAAAGUAUCUAUUUACCGUUGAAAAACUGUUGGAUUUUAUAUCUGUUUUCCUCAUAAUCAGUUCUUGAAGUGCAAUCGAAACCGAGAGCUUUAAAAAGUUUGUUUUUUUACUCCGAGGAAUCGAUUUUUUUAAAACAGUUUAUCUCUUUCUAUUAGACGAAAAAAAGUUAGGUUUCGAAAUUUUGUCAUAAGUAACAGUAAUCAGGAACAGACCAAUUACUUUUUUUAUUAUAUAAAGUUGACUUUUUUUCCAUUAAAUCUGAAUCAUUCAAUUGUGACUUGGCUGAUUUAGGGCACUCCCUUUAUAUGUCUCCUUUUAAUGAUAUGCGUUAUCAGUUUCUUCUUCGAGGCGAAGAGAUCGGGCCAGUGGCCCUUUCGGUUGCGAUGCGACGGGUUCCGACAAAAGAUUCGCGCGCCACCAGGAUUUGAAGCAAAAAGUCAGCAAAUUUCGUAUCGUGUGAUCUGAUGUAGGAAUUUGAUUUCAAAAAUGUUGGGAAUUCGAUAGUUUAGCUGCUCUUCGGCGAAUCUCAAGAGCUAGGGAUAAUCUUGCGACCUUAAUCCUUGAAGAUUUGAUUGCCGAGAAGGACCAUCUCGACGGAAAUCCCACGUGAAGAUGCUUAAAACAACGACUAAAGAGAAUAAGCCGCGGCACUCCGUGGAGUAGUCCUUAUCAUUACACGAAACGCUGAAAUGGAUGUAUGGAGAAGAGAAAAAAGAAAUCAGUUGAGAGAGGAAUUCCGAGGGCAUCUGAUAUAUCCUCUGGCUGCCAUGGGAACCCGAGGCUCGUUUGUUGUCAGACCAGCUACGAAAAAAUUGCGUCUGCCCUUUUUCUCGGAAAGAAAAAAAAAGGAACGAAAGGUCGAUGAUUAAAAAAAGCGUGGUCUGAUUGGGAGAAUUCUUCGGCAGUGGGAAGCUGAACUAGGAGUUCGCUUGCAUGAGAAAAGCUUAUCAACUUUGGUGAGGACCGAAUCUUUGUUGAAGGAAUUUUCAAAUGAAGUUUUAGUUUUCAACUUUAUUGGACACAUUUUAAAGUUAAGGUAUAAGAGAGUUUUCCAUGAAUAAAUUUUGAGUAAAAUUUAAAACAGGCUAGUGAAGGUUUUUGGCCUCCGGUUGAACUUUUGAUGGCACUUUAGGACCUCCUGAUUUCAGAUUAAAAAAAAAUUUCUCACAAUGAAUCUGUCCUUCGAGUUGAGGCCCUUCAAAAGCUUGAAGUUUUUUUGCCAAAAUAAACGUAUUUCGAAAACUUUAAAGCUUCAUCAUUCAAAAACGAUCUGUUGCUGUUGAUUCUGUUGCAAAAAGAAUUUUUUUUUGAAUUUAGGAAGUCCUAGAGUACAAUUCAGAAAGUUUUCAUCAGAAAUUCACUUUUCUUUCUUUUUGAAAAGGAAUAUUUUCAAGCUCAAAAAUUUUGAAUUCUUGCUCAAAGCGUCGAAAGAAAAAUUGAAGAAACAUGUUAAAAUUAUGAGUAAUUGUUUCACCAAAGAAAAAAAAAGUUUUUCAGAGAGUAUUGCAAAUGGUUGGCUAGUGAGUGCAUAACGACCUCGGCGAUCAGCGACUACCUGGACGCGUUCGCCGGCGGAAUGCAGUCGCUUCGCCUGCUCACUGUUCGCUACCUACAGAACUUCGAUGGAAAAGGAAUGACUGCUUGAAGGAGUGGCAGUCGAUCGAAAUGGGCGACGUCGGCGUCGUCGACGUUCCGAUGACGCUGUCGGCGCCGCUGCACACGGCUCUGUUCUCCCUCGCCUCGCGUAUCACCGACGCUUCCAUUUCACAUUUGCUCAGCAAGACCGUUCGCAAGACGCUGUCAGCGGCGGUGGGUACCUGUUUUUAUUUUUGUUUAUUGGAAAUAAGUGUUAGGUUCACCGAUUUAUAUUUCUUUGCUGGGAUUUCAAGAGGGCAUUCAUUCACCUCUUGGAAGUUCAUUCCAAUUGCAAUUGCGAAGUUUUACAGAUCUAGAAGGUGUUUUUAUUUAUUUAUUCAUUUUUUUCAAAUUCUUAUAAGGAAAUGAAUUUCCGAAGUACCGCUCAUUUUUAUAAGGCCUAUUUGAUGAAUCUCACAAAAAAUUAUAGUCUGUGUGCCACGACUUGAAAUUUUACCGAACGAUGUUCCGCUGUUCCGCUGCGUGCGUUCGCGAAGCGUCGUUCGAAUCUAGGUCACGCUUUUAAUUGAUUGUUAUUUCUGUGGGAGCACAUGAAAGUAGAAUACCUUAUAAAAGAAAAAAAAAUUAAAAAGCGCGACCUAGGUUCGCAAAGGCGCGCAGCGGCACAGCGGAAUGUCGUUUGGUGAAGUUCCAAGUCGUGCUACACAGGCUAUAACAGAUUUUGGUUUUUCCCACUUUUCCUCAUUGAAGAAUCAAAAAUUCAGAUUGCCGGUCGUUUCUAUGAGAUCCUCUCAGCGAGAAUCGGCGCUUCCCGCGAAAAAUCAGCAGAAUCCGUCGCCUCGCCGACGUCUCCUUCAGCCUCUUUUCAUCUGCCGUCGCGUUCUUCAACUCAGAUUCUCUUUGAUUGCCGAGUUCUAAACGCCAUGUUCCCGGAUGAAAGGUGCUUCGGAUGUUCAGGAUGGCUCCAAAAAAAUUGUCGAUGAGAAUGAAAAACAUAAACUUCGACAGAUUUCAUGAGUUUUUCGAAAAAAUUUCAAAUAAAUUUGUCGAAACUGAAUUCUCAUAAGAAAAAAAGGAGAACAUGCGAAAAAGGGUAUUCGAAGCUGUUUUCUAAUGCUACCAGGAAUUUUUGUAUCUAUCUAGUUAUUGAAAAUAAAACAAGAAAAUAAGUUCGAAAAGAAAAAAAAAAUUAAAUUGACCAUCUUCAUUAAUUUUUUUGAUACUUAAAAGUUUUUUUCCUUGCUGUAGUAGUUUUUUGCUUUUCUGUGAUUUUUUUUCACAGUUUUUUCAUUUUUUUCAGUAGUACGUUUUCAGAUUGAAAUCACUGGGUUCAAUCGUAGAAUCCCACAUGGAUCCUUUUGACGUUUCUUUGCUCUCUCCUCUCAUCAACACAAAUGUUCGACUUUCCUAUACUCGUUCUCAGGUGAGAAUUCUUCAAAAUAGAACUUCAAUGUGUUCAGGUUCUUUUUGCUUCCUUAUUAGUGGAGACCAUCUCCAGCAAAGAUAUUGAACUACCCACGUCUUAUUCAAAGGUAUCAAGCCUAUCAAUUGAGCUAUUUGGAACUUUUUGUUUCGAUUCAAGGUUCAAGAUAUUGUUGUCCAUGUCAAUCAGCCUUCGAGAAUUCCGAUGAUUCCGCGACUUGACAGAGCCUCGGUAGUUCUUGUUUUAUUGCAACGGAGUUAUUCAAUCAGUUUGUUUUCAGAUUCCGACAGAGUUGAAGAAAAGUUCGCGAUUCCCGAAAGAAAACAAGCUUCUCGCGAAUCCGCAGCAAGGUUAGUUUCAAAAAAGUUUAAGAGCAACAAGGUCGUGAUAAAAAGAUAAAUCUGAUUCCUAUUUGGUUACAGGAAACAAGGCGCCGUCUCUCAGUGCAUUUUACGAUCGGAUUUCGUCGAGUUGGUUCGGCGGAAACAACUGA
Messenger RNA from Caenorhabditis auriculariae, 4852 nucleotides. The record is from the annotation of a GenBank genome assembly. NCBI's taxonomy places the organism in Eukaryota, Metazoa, Nematoda, Chromadorea, Rhabditida, Rhabditidae.